UCUGUCAAACCGCAGUGCGAAACGUGAAAGAUUUUCCGAGCUCGGAGCCGCUGUCGUGAAGAAAAAUUGAUAAUUUUCAAGUAAAAUGGUAAAAUGCCGUAUAUUUUUAGUGUUUCAUUAACAACAACCUGUUUCAGUGUUAAAACUUGUGUGACAAGACACUCCGGCUUCUAACCGAUCACCGAAACGAAUACGAAACUUUGAAAGUAACCAGCUUCCGUUGAUUAUAAAAGAAAAUGUACGAUUUGAAACCAAUCCUGAAACCGGUCCACGUCGAACUACCGACCUGCAUGUACGCUAUGAAACCAGUCAUCCAACACGGCGAUGGCGUAGCCACGGCGGCCCAAAGCAGCACGGUAUUUAUGGAUCAUUUAUCCGUAAAAAUUAAGAUGUUACUCCUCAAGGAAGAUCUUCCAGAAAUGCAAGCACUAGCGGCUAAGCAAGAAAAAAUCUUGAAACAAUUAACUGAAUUGCGUCAGCAGUUGGUCCUAAUGCGGACAGAUCUGAAAUUGUGCAGUAAACCACCCCAACCGAAUGCCCAGAAUCCAUCCUCGAAGACUAACUCCCAGAGUAAAUCACAAACCAAGAAAAUUGAACCUAUCAAUACUUCCUUCUUACAAGACUUCGUAGUUAAUGCAAGUCCCGAAAAUAUUCCCUACGGAUUACUGGCGCUGAAGAAGCUAUGGAUCGAUCGCUUAAAUUUGCAAGUGGAUUGCUUCACCCAUUCAACAGUACCCAAACUAAGCGAAGAGGCGCUGAAUUUCCAAACGCAAAUUACCGGCUUCGACCCGAAACUGGACAAUCUUCCACGUAUCAAGGUGACCCUCAUCUGGAAAAAUGUGGGUACCUAUACCGAAAUGAUCACUUCUCCAACGGCAUAUGUUCCGAUAUGUGGAGAGGUUAACAUCCUGCGCUUCCUGUCCCGCUGCGGGCCAAGUGAGUUCAACUACGAACGGAACGACGACGUCGUAGAGGUGGAUUCAAUUUUGGACACCUGCUACCAGCUGAUCAACAAGGAAAACAUCAAGGACAAGAAGCAGGUGCUGAAAAUUCUCAGCUCAAAGCUGGGCAAGACCCCAAGCUUCGGUGGGGAUGAGGUCUCUCUAUGCGACAUUGCAGCUACCAGCGCGAUCAAGCAAAUGCAAAAAGCUCUUGCUAAGGACAUCAAUCCCAGCAUGUCGAAGCUGAUCGGACGGGUGUCCGCCGUGGUUGGCUUUUAAACGCGGAAGGUGAGACAAACACUAUGAGAUGAGUUCUUUUUAAUUUAUAUUGAUCCGCUUUAAGAUAACAAUGCGUUGCGCAUGUUUCAUCCUCUGUAAAAGCAUUUGAAUAAACGCUACAUAUGAAACGUUA
Molecule: messenger RNA, 1353 nt
Organism: Armigeres subalbatus
Lineage: Eukaryota; Metazoa; Arthropoda; Insecta; Diptera; Culicidae
Product: probable aminoacyl tRNA synthase complex-interacting multifunctional protein 2
Exons: 4
Coding region: 237-1220 (327 amino acids)
Cellular component (GO): aminoacyl-tRNA synthetase multienzyme complex
Source: RefSeq, a predicted model, not a curated record